UUACGUCAGGUACCCCCGCCCUGCAUGACGCGCUCCGUGCGUCAGGUGAGGCCCCGGCUCCAGGUGAGCGGCGGCCCCGGGGACAAGAGCCCGGUCGCGGGGAGAGGCCGAGCCGGAGCCCGGGGACAGGAGAGGCCCAGCCAGGCCGCGCACUCAGCCCCUGCCCCCUAAACCCUCCAUAACUCACCUUUAAACCAAGCCAGCCGCCCAACACAAGGUAUUUGACUAACUAACCAUUAAUACUAGCGUAACUAGCGAUGAAAACUACAAAUAACUAACCAGUUAAAGUCUGGGGACUAAAAUAACUAACUGUUGCUGCUUAAAAACUGGUGAAUGUAAAAUAACCUGGUGUUUGGGAACAGUCUAGAGUAAACUAACUAACUAUUGGUGUAUGGGACUGAUUAGUGUAACAUAACUAGCUCUUAACCUAUGGAGAUUGUAAACAAAAUAACUAUUGGUAUCUGGGAUCUAUUUAAAGUAAAAGAAUGAACUAUUAACCCAUGGAGUUUGCUUAAAUUAAAUUACUAACCAUUAAUGUAAUGUUAUUGAUUAAAGUGAAUCAUCUCCUGGUGUCUGGGGCUUGACUAAAGUUAAGGAACUAAACACUAACCUGUGGAAGCUGCUUAAGGCAAAAUAAUUAACCCUUAACCUUGGUUUAGUUUAGAGAUACAGCACGGAAACAGGCCCACCGAGUCCGCACCGACCAGCGAUCUCUGCACACUAACACCACCCUACACAAACUAGGUACUAUUUAUAUUUAUACCAAGCCCAUUAACCUACACGCCUUUGGAGUGUGGGAGGAAAGCGAAGACCUCGGAGAACGUGCGAACUCCGUACAGACAGCAACCAUAGUCGGGAUCGAACCCGGGUCUCCGGCGCUGUGAGGCAGCAGCUCUACCCGCUGCACCACCCUCUGAUCAAAGUAAAAUAACUAAUAAGUAACAUCACUUAGUCAUUUAUAGCUGGGGUAUUUGCCCGAUAACUAGAUUAUUGGGGCUAAUUGUUUGGUGGUGGGAACUAAUUUUAAACUUCAGUAGCUAGUUAAACUAGAGUAACUAGUUAUUAAAGGCUAGUUGUUAACUGAACAAACUGCUCCGUAAUCAAAGGGAGUUUGUUGUUAAUGUAGGGCAACCAGGGGUAAUAUGUGCAACUAACCGAUUACCCCAGUAAAUAGUUGACUAAGCAAGCUGCAGUAACGGAUUGUUGGUCAGGGAGUCCACUAACUCGUAACUGGAGAGUGACCAGCCUUUAACUCAGCGGUUCAGGCAGCAUCCCUGGAGUAAAGGAACAGGUGACGUUUCGGGUCGAGACCCUUCUUCACACCCCAUUUUGGAAGUCUUUCAUGAGCUUGGUUUGGACGUGGCAGAGAGUGAUCGGUCACUGGUUGAAGGGACAGAGUUACCUGGUGGUUUCGGAGAGAGCCGUCGGGGAGGGGGGAGUGGUCCUGUCACAAGGGGUGUCCUGACUACAUGGUUCUGAGGGACACUGGGUUUCAGCCGCCCUGCAGCAGUCAGGACAAGAAGACAUGCCGAUUUGGUGGAGGCCACCCAGGAAAGAUGGCUGGCAGCUGACUCAGACGGAAACGCAGGCCGGGAGGAAUCGAGUGAAGGAAGUUUGCCAGAAGUUCCAGAUUCUGGGAGACCAAACAGUCGCGCACGUCUUACAGGAACAGGAAGUGGAGGAGCACCUGUCUGCCAACAAGCAGAAGGCUCGGCAGGACCGGCAGAGCCUGAAGGUGGCCCUGACUCUGCAGGAGCAGGAGGAUGCACACAGCUGCGAUCCCGACACACCCAGCAAGGAGAUGGAGAUGGCGUCUGGACCUUCGGGGGAGAAUGAGGAGCCGGCGGGCCGGAGAGACGAAGUCUUCAUACUGUGUGAUCGGCCCCGAUCUCGCCACCCGUUUGUUGCGCGCCCCUCCCCGUGCGAGGGGGAGAGCGAGGAGUCCGGGCGGAGCGGACGGGGACCAGCGCCCAGCCCCGGGACCACCCCCUCGCACGGGGAGCCCGUCUGGAGGCCGCGGGGCGUAGGCGAGCGGCGCGGAGACCGGGGCGAGGGGGAGCGCCGCGCCGAUCGGAACGCCGCCUCCGACUCGGAGAUUCGGCCGCGGCGCCGCCGGCAGCAGAGACGGGGACCCAGGGACGGGGGGCGGGCGAUGUCGGAGCUGGGGCGACGGCCCCAGCGCAAGGCGGCGGAGAUGGACCCCGGCUCCAGCCGGCACCUCCUCACCGUCGACUCCCGGAGCGAAAACCUCCAUCACUCCCCCCUCAACCCUCCUGAGGGGCCACGAAGCAUCCCCAUCACCGAUUGGCCGCCAAUGAGAAGCAGGUCCGUCACCCAUUGGUCAAUGGGAAGCACGGCCAACACCUAUUGGAUGUUGAGAGACAAGUCCGUUACCCAAUAG
Molecule: messenger RNA, 2401 nt
Organism: Leucoraja erinaceus (little skate)
Lineage: Eukaryota; Metazoa; Chordata; Chondrichthyes; Rajiformes; Rajidae
Product: coiled-coil domain-containing protein 50-like
Exons: 7
Coding region: 1526-2401 (291 amino acids)
Source: RefSeq, a predicted model, not a curated record